Nymphalis io (European peacock) is the source of this 903-nucleotide messenger RNA. Its product is annotated as alpha N-terminal protein methyltransferase 1-like. Gene Ontology annotation, cellular component: cytoplasm. NCBI's taxonomy places the organism in Eukaryota, Metazoa, Arthropoda, Insecta, Lepidoptera, Nymphalidae. Bases 192 to 866 code for a protein of 224 amino acids. The record is from RefSeq and is a predicted model, not a curated record. Gene Ontology annotation, biological process: N-terminal protein amino acid methylation. Gene Ontology annotation, molecular function: N-terminal protein N-methyltransferase activity. The transcript has 2 exons.
GUACACCGUACAAUGUUUUCUUAUUAAUGUAGGUACAUGUGACAGUGAAUCGUUUUUAAAUUAUAAAUGGACUAAAUAUUAGGAUGAACAAAAGGAUUAAUUUCAACUUUGUAUAUUAUUUUAAUAUUUAUACAAUGGUGUAAAUUUUGUGUACUAAAUGUUAGUGGGAAUUGAUUACUAAGAAAAUAAUUAUGACUGAAAAAAAUAUUAACUACAAAAAAGCUUCACAAUAUUGGGCAGAUAUUCCAGCAACAUUAGAUGGAGUACUUGGAGGUUUUGGUUUUAUAUCAGAUAUAGAUAUCGAAGGUUCAACAAUAUUUUUGAAAACAAUUUUAGCAUUAGAAAAUGCCCCCAAGCCUAGUUUGGCCCUUGAUUGUGGUGCUGGUAUAGGUAGAAUAACUAAGUAUCUAUUAGCACCCCUCUUUGAAAGAGUUGACAUUAUUGAACCUGAUGAAAAGUUUAUUAAUGCCAUUUCAAGUUUCGUUGGAGAAAAUAAAAUUAAAAUAGGUACUUUAUAUCAAACAAGCUUGCAAAAAUUUGAACCAGAGAGAAAAUAUGACAUUAUUUGGAAUCAAUGGGUUUUAGGUUAUUUAACAGAUACAGAUUUGAUUGCAUAUCUCUCAUGUUGCAGAGAUGCCCUUUCAAAGAAUGGAGUUCUUAUUGUAAAAGAAAAUGUUACUUCAUCAGGUAAAAUAGAGAUUGAUGAAACAGACUCAUCAGUUACAAGGCCCCUUAAACAAUAUUUAAAAAUAUUUAAACUAGCCAAAUUAAAAAGGAUAAAACAGAGUAAACAAACAAACUUUCCUACUGGAAUUUUCCCAGUUUACAUGUUUGCAUUGCUUCCCAUUGAUGUUAAUGAAUCUUGAGAUUGGUUUAUGUUAUAAUAUACAAUUAUUAAUAAAA